AAGUUCAAUUUAUAAUUUCUGAACCACCUGCCAAAGUAAAACAUAACCAAAUUUGAGAAGUGAAUAAAUAAGACGAGUGCAAAUAUGGAGGAAGAUAUGGUUUUUGAUCCUUCCUUGAAGAAAAAGAAGAAGAAGAAGACUGGUUUUGACAUAGAAGCGGCAUUGGCUGGUGAAACCAAAACAACUGAUGCGCCUGUCGAAACAGGUGACGUCGACGUACCUGAAGAUGAUAGCCUGGAUUUGGAUAACUUUGGUAAAAAGAAGAAGAAAAAGAAAACUUUCUUCAACUUAGAAGAGCUAGAGAGUGCAUUACCGGAAUCAAAGGAUAAAAAACCCCCUGCUGAGGAACCUGAACAGCAAGAGGAAGAAAUUAUGGAUGAUUUAGAUCUGGACAUUGAUUUCACUAGAACUAAAAAGAAGAAGAAGAAGCGAAACUUGGAUGAAAUCGUUGCCGAAGAGGAUGUGAAAACGGAAGAUCAAGAAAAAGGUGAUGAUUUGCAAGAUGAUUGGUUUGGCAGUGAUCGUGACUAUACAUAUGAUGAAUUACUUGAAAGAGUUUUUGAUAUAAUGCGGGAAAAGAAUCCUAGUAUGGUUUCGGGUAAGAAGCAAAAGUUUAUAAUGCGACCUCCACAAGUAGUGAGAAUUGGAACCAAGAAAACAUCAUUUGCUAAUUUUACGGAAAUAUGCAAAACACUGCAUCGGCAGCCUAAACAUUUAUUAGAUUUUCUUCUUGCUGAGUUAGGUACAAGUGGCUCAGUAGAUGGAAACAGUCAAUUGAUCAUUAAAGGUAGAUUCCAGCAAAAACAAAUUGAGAAUGUGCUUCGUCGUUAUAUUAAAGAAUAUGUCACAUGUCAUACAUGUCGUUCACCAGACACAAUUCUACAAAAAGAUACACGCUUAUUCUUCCUCCAGUGUGAGACUUGUGGGUCUCGAUGCUCAGUUGCAAGUAUCAAAUCUGGUUUCCAAGCUGUCACUGGAAAGAGAGCUGCCAUGCGUGCAAAGACUGCAUAGAAUAUUAGUGCUUAGUGAUAAUCAAUUAAAUCUUCAUUAUGGGGUACAUACAGGAAAAUUCUCUUCUGUGUUAUAUAUAGUAUAAUUAAGUAUUAUUUUCAGUCAUCUGUUUGUUGUGGGGUGCUUUGAAGUUUACAUAUUAAUAAGAUAAUAAUAUUGUAAACCAUUUGAUAGUCAUUAAACCUGAUUCAUUUUUUGACUGUUAUUUUACAGACUUAUGGAAAAAUUGUUUGCUGUAUUGUUUUCUAUUAAAUCAUGUGUACCCUUCUGAUGAAAAACAAUUUAAUAGAUUAAUAAAUUGAAACAAACAUGUUAUAUUUAUGAUAUAGGAUAGAUUUGUGUGUUAUUUAUAUAAAACAUAUUGAUUGCUUAUUGUGUAGCUUAAUAAAAUAAUUGAAUUUCUGCAUGUACCCCAAACAUAUACAAUGUAUAGCUCACUAAUGUAAUAUUCUCAUUGGUACACAAUAUUUUUA
Messenger RNA from Leptidea sinapis, 1484 nucleotides. It is a transcript of the gene eIF2beta, whose product is annotated as eukaryotic translation initiation factor 2 subunit 2. NCBI's taxonomy places the organism in Eukaryota, Metazoa, Arthropoda, Insecta, Lepidoptera, Pieridae. Gene Ontology annotation, molecular function: translation initiation factor activity; translation initiation factor binding; mRNA binding. The record is from RefSeq and is a predicted model, not a curated record. Gene Ontology annotation, cellular component: eukaryotic translation initiation factor 2 complex. The transcript has a single exon. Gene Ontology annotation, biological process: formation of cytoplasmic translation initiation complex; formation of translation preinitiation complex; translational initiation. The coding region runs from base 85 to 1011 and encodes 308 amino acids.